AUAUAAAGUAGGGGAAUGGACAACGGUACGCAAUAUGUAGAUGGAUUUGCUUUACUGGAUCUAUAUGGUUUCAACUUCACUGAUGUCAAGAUCCAGAUGUAUCCUUUACACACCAGAAGAAAAAUUAUUGGCGGAGCGCUUAUACUUCUUACAGUUGUGGUCCUAUUGAGUGUGGGUGCAGUUCUUUUAGUUCCUGAUCGGCGUACAUUUUCAAAAUCAAUGGAGAAAUGUUUCUCUUCGGGUACGAUAUUGCAAUCAACACAAUGUGAUAUUCUUACAUUUUCAAACGACCAUCUUGCACUGCAGUUGGGCGAGCAGCUAACAUUUAGUUUAAGAACCCCUCCUAAUAUUUCAGACACUACAGUACAUUUAGUUAUACAACACAAUGAUAUUCUCCAGCUUAUCCCUACAGACGUAGCGCUGCAGGCCAACCAAACAUCUUACAAGAUCGAAAUAACCGGAACGUCAGCAGGACAUAGUGAAGUCGCUGUAAAUUCGACGAACCCACACAUUGACGUGGCCCAUGCAUUUAUGAGAGUAAAAGUUUACAAAAGCAACAUUCUGGAUAUUCUAUCAUUCACCAUUGGAUGGGUCUAUUUCAUAGCAUGGUCGAUUUCAUUUUAUCCACAAAUCUACACAAACUACAAACGAAGAAGCGUCGUUGGGUUAAACUUCGAUUUCUUAGUACUUAAUAUUGUGGGAUUUGCUUUAUACAGCGUCUUCAAUCUUGGUCUAUUUGCCGUUCCAGAAAUUGAGCAAGAGUACUUCGAAAGAUAUCCAAGAGGGCUAAAUCCUGUGAAAGUUAACGACAUUGUCUUUGCCGUCCACGCAUUUGCCGCCACUUUGUUAACCAUAAUUCAAUGUUUUCUUUAUGAAAGGGCCGAUCAGAAGGUGUCCAUGGUUGCAAGAAUUAUUCUAGGAAUUUACUCUCUAUUUAUAGCAGUGAGCGUCGUACUAUCAUCUGUUAAUGUAAUUCAUUGGCUAGAUUUUCUGUACUACUGUUCUUAUGUGAAACUAAGCAUCACGUUGAUAAAAUACAUACCACAGGCCUACAUGAACUACAAGCGUAAAAGUACAAUGGGGUGGAGUAUAGGAAAUAUAUUGCUCGAUUUCACAGGAGGAAUACUGAGCAUGUUACAGAUGAUUUUGGAUUCCUAUAAUUAUAAUGACUGGGUGUCAAUAUUUGGAGAUCCUACUAAAUUUGGAUUGGGGUUAUUUUCCGUAAUUUUCGACAUAUUCUUCAUGAUCCAGCAUUACCUUUUAUACAAGAAUUGCAACUAUGAAGAAACGCCAACACUCCCAGAUCAUGAUGAGUGUGACACGGAUGAAGAUGAUAAGUAGUAAU
Messenger RNA from Photinus pyralis (common eastern firefly), 1345 nucleotides. Its product is annotated as cystinosin homolog. NCBI's taxonomy places the organism in Eukaryota, Metazoa, Arthropoda, Insecta, Coleoptera, Lampyridae. Bases 16 to 1341 code for a protein of 441 amino acids. The record is from RefSeq and is a predicted model, not a curated record. Gene Ontology annotation, biological process: L-cystine transport. Gene Ontology annotation, molecular function: L-cystine transmembrane transporter activity. The transcript is spliced from 11 exons. Gene Ontology annotation, cellular component: lysosomal membrane.